UACGCGCGGUGGAUAUUUGACUCCGCACAAUGUGUCACACGUCAGAAAGCCGCAUUGUACCACAGUAUAUAGGAAGAGCCUGUGUGACAGCAGCACUUUUGUUUCAAGCCGGGGAACUAACUGCACGACCACCGCGCUGAAGAUGACUUUUUAAUUCGCGAGGACGUCUCGUCAUCCGCAGCAUUCACGUCAGGGAUACACUUUCGAAAAUGACCAAAAUGACUUCGGUGCUUUUGUAUACUUUUUGCACAUGGACGUGUUUAUUCGGGGUAUCGCUGGGAACGGGUUUUGUUUAUCGGCUCCCGGGCAUCACCGUGCAGCGGCCGCGCGUCGUACAGAUAAAAGGGCUGAGUGCCCCUAUUGAACCGCCUGGUAGCGGAUCCCAACCCAGGAACUGGUGUCAGUAUACUGUUUCCAAGACGGUGUCCUGUCAGGUGCACAAUGGGACCCAACCCACCGUGCAGAGGGUGCUUCAAACCUGCCGCUGGCCUACAACUUGUUCCAAAGUUCUCAGUUACAGGACUAUCCUCAGACCAUCUUUCAUGGUUUCCUACAAGCAGGUGACUGCAUUAGAGUGGAGGUGCUGCCCCGGGUAUUUUGGCAAGGAUUGUCUGGAAGAGUGCAUGAACUGCACCACAUUCACAGACAUGAGCGUCAGAAUCAACAGCAUCGAGUCACAGCUCAAGAUCUUAGAAGGAAUCCGAUUGCCAUCACCGGCUGUCGUCAGGCCAACACAGGGAUCGGCUGACAACGAGGUGGAUGCACCGUUACCGACUCCUCCAGCUAAAUGUGAUUGCGAGCCGGGGCCCGCCGGACCACCGGGCCCGGCCGGACCUCGGGGUUCACCAGGAAGAACAGGCCUUCCCGGAGUCAUCGGCCUAAAAGGGGGCAAAGGUGAUCCUGGUGAAGGGGGUCUCCCCGGCCCACCUGGCCCACCUGGCCCUCCAGCUCCUCCUUCCAGGACUUCUCUCGUGCACGUGAGGGGGGAUGUGUUCCAAGUGGAUGAUCAAGACGGAGAGUACAUCCGUCUAAAUGGCCCCCCGGGUCCACCUGGUCCACCCGGCCCACCUGGAUCUCAAGGUCCUUUAGGACCGAGGGGCGGUUCGGGGAUUCCGGGCUUACCGGGACAGAACGGCAAGGACGGCGACCCGGGCCAGCCUGGAAUUCCUGGACCGAGAGGCGAUCCGGGCCAAAGGGGGCCUCCAGGUGAAUCAGGCGAUCCGGGCCUAGCUGGACAACCGGGGCUCAAAGGCGAGCCGGGUGAAAGCUUCAAAGAUCCGGACGCGAUACCGCAACUCAGGGAGGCUUUGAAGAUCCUGGCCGAGAGGGUCCUGAUCCUGGAGCACAUGAUCGGCAUUCAUGGAAUCCCCGAGGGAUCCGGCUAUGACGUCGUUAUGGACCCACUGUCCUUGACACUGAGAAAAACCAAACGCCGCCAUGCUCCCAAACCCAAACCCAAACCCAAACCUACACCGGCGGGGAUACAACAACCAUCUCCCGUUUAAGAGUGUAUAUUUUUAGCUGGACGUUUCAUUUUAUUUUUUUUCUCUUGCACUUUUAUUGCCUUUUUAUCGCCGUAAGCAUCUGAGUGAGUUCGAUAUGAUACUUCAUAGUUCCUUUUUUGGCGCGGCUGCAGCAGGAUUUCAGUCUGCAAAUGUGUAGUAGCAGCGCUUACAUGGUAUCAGACAGUGAAAUAUAAGCCCAUAAAGUCUUAUGAGG
Molecule: messenger RNA, 1719 nt
Organism: Syngnathus acus (greater pipefish)
Lineage: Eukaryota; Metazoa; Chordata; Actinopteri; Syngnathiformes; Syngnathidae
Product: collagen alpha-1(XXVI) chain-like
Exons: 14
Coding region: 210-1505 (431 amino acids)
Molecular function (GO): protein binding
Source: RefSeq, a predicted model, not a curated record